AUGAACUUCUCACACGGCUCUUACGAUUACCACCAAUCUGUUAUCAACAAUGUGCGCGAAACUGUCGCUAGAAACCCAAACCACAGACCUUUGGCUAUUGCUUUAGAUACUAAAGGUCCCGAGAUUAGGACUGGUUUGAUGAAGGGCGGUGAAGACAUUAAUAUUGCUCAAGGCCAUGAAUUCUACGUUACAACUGACGAUUCCUACGCUGAAGCUUGCGAUGAUCAAUUCAUGUACCUCGAUUACAAAAACAUCGUUAACGUCAUCGAACCUGGUAAACUCAUUUACGUCGAUGACGGUAUUCUCUCUCUCUUAGUUCUCGCCGUUGAAGGUGAUAAGCUCAGAGUUAGAUGCCUCAACAAUGGCGUUCUCUCCUCACGUAAAGGUGUCAACCUUCCAAAGACUGACGUUGACCUCCCUGCUCUCUCACAGAAGGAUAGAAAUGACCUUCAAUUCGGUGUCGACAAUGGCGUUGAUAUCGUCUUUGCUUCUUUCAUUAGAAGAGCUGAGGACGUCAAAGAAAUUCGUAAGGUCUUGGGUGAAAAUGGAAAGAAAAUUAAAAUCAUCGUCAAAAUCGAAAACCAACAGGGUGUUAACAACUUUGAUGAAAUCUUGAAAGAAACCGAUGGUGUCAUGGUUGCUCGUGGUGAUCUCGGUAUUGAAAUUCCUGCCUCUCAAGUUUUCAUGGCUCAGAAGAUGAUGAUCGCAAAGUGCAACAUUGUCGGUAAACCUGUCAUCUGUGCAACUCAAAUGCUUGAGUCUAUGACUUUCAACCCACGUCCAACUCGUGCUGAAGUUUCUGAUGUCGCAAACGCCGUUCUUGAUGGUGCUGAUUGUGUCAUGUUAUCUGGUGAAACUGCUAAGGGUGCUUACCCAACUGAAUCCGUCAAAUUGAUGGGUGAAGUUUGUUUACUCGCUGAACACGCUCUCGCCAAUGGAAAGAUUUACCAAGAAUUGCGCGCUCUCGCACCAAGACCAAUGGACACCACUGAAACCAUCGCAUCUGUUGCUGUAUCUGCAGCUAUCGACCAGGGUGCUUCAGCAAUUUUAUGUAUGUCUACUUCAGGUAACACUGCAAGAUUACUCUCAAAGUAUCGUCCACGCUGCCCAAUUCUUUGCGUUACUCGUAAUGAACAAACUUCACGUCAACUUCACUUAAGUCGUGGCGUGUAUCCAAUCCAUUACAACGAGGUUAGACCAGCUGAUGAGUCUAACUGGCAAGUAGACGUUGAUAACAGAAUCCGUUUCGCUUUGAAGAAGGCUUUGGAUCUCGCUAUCGUUGAGAAGGGUACUACAGUACUCGCUGUUCAAGGCUGGAAGGGUGAUGCUGGACACACCAACACUCUCCGUAUUCUCUCAGUACCAGAAGAUGACAAAGAGUACGCUCUUCACCCAAUUGAAUAA
Molecule: messenger RNA, 1404 nt
Organism: Wallemia ichthyophaga EXF-994
Lineage: Eukaryota; Fungi; Basidiomycota; Wallemiomycetes; Wallemiales; Wallemiaceae
Product: Pyruvate kinase
Exons: 1
Coding region: 1-1404 (467 amino acids)
Biological process (GO): glycolytic process
Cellular component (GO): cytoplasm
Molecular function (GO): potassium ion binding; magnesium ion binding; pyruvate kinase activity
Source: RefSeq, a predicted model, not a curated record